Molecule: messenger RNA, 1234 nt
Organism: Pygoscelis adeliae (Adelie penguin)
Lineage: Eukaryota; Metazoa; Chordata; Aves; Sphenisciformes; Spheniscidae
Gene: LRRC73
Product: leucine rich repeat containing 73
Exons: 8
Coding region: 1-849 (282 amino acids)
Molecular function (GO): protein binding
Source: RefSeq, a predicted model, not a curated record
AUGGAUUACUCAAAGGGCAUGAAGUCAUCGACGCUGGUGGAAGACUGCUGUUCCUCAGACCAAGAAGCACCCAGACUAUGCCAUGGCCCAAUGGCUUUGACCCCCUCCCUGGCCCAGCUCAACCUCAACCUGGGCAUCGUCUCCAACAUCAACCGCGUCAAGCAGCUGGCCGAGGCCCUGAAGACAAACCGCUCCGUCCAGUCCCUCUUCCUCCAUGGGAGUCCCCUGACAGAUGCAGGCUUGGCCCUCCUCAACCCUGCUCUCUCCAUCCACCCCUCGCUGGUGGCUCUGGAUCUAGGAGACUGCAUGCUGGGUGAUGAAGGCAUCAACCUUAUCUGUGGGCUCCUGCCGCCUGACGGGGCCAAGUCCGGCCUCAAAGAGCUAACGCUGAGCGCCAACCCAGGCGUCACAAGCAAAGGCUGGGGACGCCUGGCCAUUGCAGUGGCUCACAGCUCACAGCUCCGCGUGCUGAACCUGGACUACAACCCCCUAGGUGACCAGGUAGCAGGGAUGCUUGCCGUCGCUGUGGCCUCCAGUCGAACCCUCGAAGUUCUGGACUUGGAGGGAACAGGACUUACCAACCAGUCAGCCCAGACCUUGCUGGACAUGGUAGAGAAUUACCCCACAGCCCUACGGACACUCAUCCUGGCGGAGAACAACAUUAGUCCUGAGCUGCAGCAGCAGAUCUCUGACCUGCUCUCAGAGGGUGAGGAAGAGGAGGAGACAGAGGCUCGCGAAGUCACAGCCAGGGAGAAGAACCCCUGGAUCUGCCAGAACAAUUCCAGCUCCCAGAUGGUCCUGAUGACGUCAGGUCUCGGUGACAGCCUCUUAGCAGAAACAGAAAUGUAGCUGGGCUACCCUGCCUGCUUCUGCUGGGAAGAGCACUGUGCCUGGGGGAGUGUGUGUCCGCCAGCGCCCCUGCCUCCGGUGGGCUGCCCCAGCCGUCUUCUCACACAUUUCACGUCCUAUUGAUGCCUCAGCUCUCUUGAGUGCCAGAGCCUGGUCUGAGCGAAACUCUACACACGUCUCUGUGUUGUCACGCGCCCCGUCGGCCACUUGUGAUUGUCCAGUUGCUGCAUGUGUAGCUCACGCUGCCCUGCCUCCCCCCCGCCGUGCUCGGCUGUCCCCGCAGGGCGCAGGCUGUAUUUAUUCAGAUGUGUAUAAGAGAUGUUCUUUCUAUUGCUUGUACUGCUGUCGCGAUGAGAGUUUUAUAAAGGUCACAGACGUGGCACCA